Molecule: messenger RNA, 1296 nt
Organism: Gastrolobium bilobum
Lineage: Eukaryota; Viridiplantae; Streptophyta; Magnoliopsida; Fabales; Fabaceae
Product: receptor-like protein 51
Exons: 1
Coding region: 1-1296 (431 amino acids)
Molecular function (GO): protein binding
Source: RefSeq, a predicted model, not a curated record
AUGAAACCACCAUUUUCACUUCUUCUCACCCUCCACUUCCUCUUCUUCUUCUUCCUCUUCCCCACCAAUAUCACAUCACUCCCUCCAACCCCUUCCCCAACCUCUUCUCCAUCUCCUUCUUCUUCUCCUUCUUCUACUUCUACUUCUACUUCUACACUUGACCCAAAGCAGGUCAUAGCCCUGCAAUCCUUGGAUAUCCCCACUUCCAAGGACCCAUGUUCUCAACCUUCCUAUCACAAUGCCACACUCUGUGACUCUUUCAAACCCUUUCGCCACCUCAUCUCUCUAAGCCUCUCAAACUGUUCAACCUACGUUGCUCUCUCAUUCACUGCACUCAAAUCACUCUCAACCCUUCAGUCCCUUCAGCUUCUUAACUGUCCUGUUGCUCCCAUUCGCUUCCCUCCUGAACUCAUAGCCUCUCUCCGAUCCUUCACUUGCAUCAACAGCCUCCACAAGGUCACUGGGGUUUGGCUCUCUCAGCUUGAGAACCUCACUGAUCUCACUGUCUCCAAUGUUCAAGUCACAGCUUCUGGUCCUUAUGUUAUACUUGGACACAUGAACAAGCUCAAGUCUUUGACCAUUUCCCAUGCAAAUCUCACUGGUGCUCUCCCCGGACACAUUCAUUCCAACCUUACCCACAUCGAUUUUUCUGGUAAUCACCUCAAAGGAACCAUACCCACUUCCAUUACAAGGCUUGAUGGCCUUGAAAUUUUGAAUCUUUCAUCUAAUGCGCUCGGUGGUGAAAUACCUGCUUCCUUUGGGGACUUGGUCUCGCUAAAAAACUUGUCUUUGGCUUCAAACUCCUUUUCUGGGUCUAUUCCAGAUUCAAUAUCUGCUCUAUCAGGUUUGGUUCACAUGGAUCUGAGCUCAAACCAGCUCAAUGGGAGUAUUCCAAAGUUCAUUUCCCAAAUGAAGAGCCUCAAGUACUUGAAUCUAGCUAACAACAACCUUCGUGGGGUUGUGCCUUUCAACUUGACUUUCAUAAAGAGAUUGGCAGUGUUUAAGGUUGGUGGGAACAGCAACCUGUGCUAUAACCAUUCGGUUGUGUCUUCAAAAUUGAAGCUUGGGAUUUCUCCUUGCGAUAAGUAUGGGAUGCCAGUGUCUCCACCUACAAAGGAUUCUUCUGCAGAUGAUAGCAGUGACUCGGAUUACGAUGACAGUGAUGAAGAUGGAAACAAGCACAAGAAAGAGCAUCAUCAUGGCCCAAACAAGUUCGUUCUUGGUGUGGCAAUUGCGCUUUCUUCCAUUGUCUUUCUGAUUGUUUUCUUAAUUGUAUGCUCAAAAUGUUGUCGCUAA